This is a messenger RNA of Salarias fasciatus (jewelled blenny), 5763 nucleotides long. It is a transcript of the gene tns3, whose product is annotated as tensin 3. Lineage: Eukaryota; Metazoa; Chordata; Actinopteri; Blenniiformes; Blenniidae. Gene Ontology annotation, cellular component: focal adhesion. The record is from RefSeq and is a predicted model, not a curated record. Gene Ontology annotation, molecular function: protein binding. The transcript is spliced from 27 exons. Gene Ontology annotation, biological process: dephosphorylation. Bases 360 to 4544 code for a protein of 1394 amino acids.
UUGUGGCGGCUGCAGCGGCGCAGCUCGGACUGCAGGAAGAAAGUUUUCUGGAGCAGCAGAAACAACCGGAGCAACAGUGCAGCGACAAGACAGAAAAAAAAAAAAGCAAUAAAUUCCCCCCCACUGUGAUCGGAUAGAAAGGAAAGAGAAAGAGUCUGCGGAGGGAAAAAGUGGAGUACGCAGCGCAGGAGCGCGUUUGGAUCCGCCUGAGAGCGCAUUCCAGCGCAGGGAAAUGAGCCUGUGUGACGGACUGAGCGCUCUCUCACCCCGGCCUGCCUCUCCCGGCUGCUUCCACUGACAAAAGAGGUGGCAAAACACAAGGAAAGUGCUCAUUCGGAAAGAAAGUCUCCGGAUCCAGCAUGGAGGAGGGAUACGAACUGGACCUCACCUACAUCACAGAGCGCAUCAUAGCGGUGUCCUUCCCGCGGGGCUGCUCGGAGGAGAUCUACUCGCACAACCUGAAGGACGUGACGCGAAUGCUCAAGUCCAAGCAUGCGGAUAAUUACCUGAUCAUCAACCUGUCAGAAAAAAGGCAUGAUCUUACCAAGAUGAACCCCAAGACUCUGGAUACUGGCUGGCCAGACCAGCACGCUCCACCACUGGAUAAGAUCUGCACCAUCUGCAAGGCCAUGGAGAGCUGGCUCAACGCUGACCCUCUACAUGUGGUCGUGAUCCACUGCAGGGGUGGCAAGGGUCGAGUUGGAGUUGUCAUUUCAUCUUUUGUGCAUUUCACUGACGUAUCAGCCAGUGCUGAUCAGGCACUGGACCGCUUCGCCAUGAGGAAAUACUACGAUGAUAAGGUCUCAGCUCUGAUGACACCCUCGCAGAAGCGGUACGUCUGGAUCCUCAACAGUUUACUGAGCGGCUCCAUGAAGAUCAACGCCUCCCCCUUGUUCCUGCACUGCGUCAUCCUUCAUGGGAUCCCAAACUUUGACGCCACCAGAGUGUGCCGUCCGUACAUCAAGGUCUACCAGGGCAUGCAAGCCGUGUACUCAUCUGGAGUGUAUCACAUCGGUCCGAGCCACAGAGAUCGUGUGUGCAUCACCCUGGAGCCUGCACAGCUUCUCAAAGGCGACAUCAUGAUUAAAUGCUACCACAAAAGUGAUGUGACUUCGGAGCGUGAGGUGAUCUUCCGGCUCCAGUUCCACACGGGAGCGGUGCAGGGUUACAACCUGAUGUUUGAAAAGGAGGACAUGGAGGCUGCCAACAAAGAUUCCAGAUUCCCAGACUAUGGAAAAGUGGAGCUGGUGUUCUCCGAGGGACCAGAGAGAAUCCCAGGUGCUGACAGGUGGCAGAACGGAGCCGACGUCAUUGUGGACUACAACACGGCGGACCCUCUGACCCGCUGGGACUCGUACCAGAACAUCUGCGAUGGGGAAGCACCUCGCUCUCAAGGCCUAGCGCAGGAACAAGCGGCCAACAAGAGGAGCCCCAACAGCGGAGGAGGAGGAGGAGGAGGAGGAGAGGCCACGUUGGGUCGAGGAGCCCGCACCACCUCUGCCACCUCCAGUCCAGACCACAGUGACCACGCCCUGUCGGUCAGCAGCGACUCGGGCCUGUCCAGCACCUCACUGUGGGCAGACAGACCCACACCUGUCACCACUGCUACCACCAACACCGCCACCGCCACCAUCAGGGCCAACCAGGGCCCCAGUCAGCAGGAGAAGGUCCAGCUGAAGCGCCUCCUGAGCGGGUUUGGUCUGGAGGAUCCCUCCCUGGAGGAGAUGGAUCAUCAGGCGACCCGUGUGGGUGUCCAGCAGGUUGUCCCGGCGCAGGUGCAUAUCAACGGAGAGCCCCGGCCUCGAGAGAGGGAGACGGACAUCCUCGACGACGAGGUCAUCACAGGUCACGAUCUGCACAGCGUGGACAGUUUGGGGACUUUGUCGUCCUCGUGCCACAAAAGCAGCCAGAACUCUCUGCUGUCCGACGGCUUUGGGAGUCCUGGUGGAGAGGAGCAGUCUCACCAGCAGAGCCCGAACCAGCACCACCUCCAUCACCACGCUGCACCUCCUCCCAUUGAGGAAUACGAUCGGUCCUACGCUGAGGCCAGGAGGGGUUUUCUGAGCUCCAGAAGCAACUCCGUGGCUACCUCUAACCCAGCCGGCGUUCCACCACCCAAGCAGCAUGUCUACAGACAAGGGAGCUACUCCACGCAGUCCUGGGUCCGCCAGCAGCAGAUGGUUGCCGCUCAGCAAUUCAUCUACAUGCCCGAUGAUGGGAACGAUACCGAGAGAUACCCUGGAAGCAAGCAGCGGAGCAGUUCAACCAAAGUGGGGCUGUCUACUGAUCCACAGGUCCAGAGCAAGGACCCAGCAGCAGAUGCUGUAAGAAACACUGCGCCUCUUGAAAAACAGGCGAUGGUCAACAAUAAUAACAACAACAAGCGGGACGAGGAGUUCAAAUCUCUAACGAAAGACAUCGACAACUCCAUUGACCAGCUCAAUCAGCUGAUCAUGGACCUGGACCCCACCUUCAUGUCAAACCACGGUGGCUCCAUUAAGAGGAACGGUGGGACGCACGUCAACGGCUCGGUCGUCAAGUGCUCGAACGGCAUCGGUCGUAGAUUCGACGAUAAUAAUGGAGCUCCCCUGAAAAGCACACAGCAGCACACAGCUGUCCAGUCCACUGAGGGCCGAGUGGGGGUCUCACGAAGUAUAAACAGCCAAGGGAGGGACAUCAUGGAUCACCCAGGCUUCUGUAACUCUGGGUGGGGUGAGUCCGAGGAGUACAGGGGCCAGCGGACGUACUCGCCAUGUGUGCCCCAGUCCCAGCACUCCAUACUGUUCAGAAGUGACAGUGCAGACUACAGAGCCCAGUGUCCGGAUGUGGACAGUGGCGUGGAGGCGGGCAGUGACAUGACUCCGCCCACUCCCGCUUUCCCCAUCUCUCCACCAACACCUUACGUGAAAACCAUGGCGGAAUUCACUCAGCUCCGGUCAGCUUCCAGCGGUGUUCAGUCGUACGGACAGUACAGAACAGACCACGUCUCUCAUGCAGAUCCUCGGGAAUAUCCGGAGGUCAGUCAUGUUGGGGUGGAGGGUUCUACGGACCCCGUCAGCUGUCACCGGACCCUCGUGCACACACACUCUGCCUCCGUCGCUGGGACGCUUCAACAGACAGACAGCUCAUCCAUGACCCAGCCGUGGCCAGCAGAGCAUCCCGUCCUGACCCGCCACUCGUCCCUGAGCGGCUACACCUCUGCCAGACCGCCGCCGCCGCACACCCUGGACUACAGCCAGCACUCCCCUCCCCUGCACCACCCCCACAUCCACCCCGCCCCCAACGCCCACAGCUCCCCCCGGAGCAGCCAGCGGAGCCGCAUGGCCCGCUACGCCCUGAGCCGCAGCCCCGGCGUGAGCUUCCACGACCAGGACGACUCCGGCCUCGGCUACGGCACGGACUGCCCCGGCAUGGGCAUGGACAGGGAUCUCUUAGCCCCCGCGGACGGGGGGCAGCACCGGACGCAGACCCCGCUGCUUCAACCCCCGCUCCUGCCUGAGAAGAAGAGGGCGUCGGACGGGGAGCAUUCGCUGGGGACGGCCUCUCCGGCGCUCAGCGGCUUCUCCAGUCCACACAGUGGGAGCUCUCUGAGUAUCCCGUUCCCCAACGUGCUGCCGGACCUGUCCUCUCAGAUACCCGGCACAGCCUCCCCCCUGCCAGAUGUACUGGCCAGCAAGCAGGUUACUGUAAAAUUUGUGCAGGACACAUCAAAAUUCUGGUACAAGCCGGACAUCUCCAGAGAUCAAGCUAUUUCAGUCUUGAAGGACAAGGAGCCGGGCUGCUUCAUCGUGCGGGACAGCCACUCCUUCAAGGGGGCGUACGGUCUUGCUAUGAAGGUAGCGACGCCGCCGCCAUCGGUCCUCCAACAAAGCAAGAAAGGAGGAGACUUCUCCAAUGAACUGGUUCGCCACUUCCUCAUUGAGUGCACACAGAAGGGUGUGAGGCUGAAGGGUUGCCCCAAUGAGCCCUAUUUCGGAAGCUUAACUGCUCUGGUCUGCCAGCAUUCAAUCACUCCUUUGGCUCUGCCCUGUAAACUCAUCAUACCUGAUCGAGAUCCUCUUGAAGAUGUUGUUGAGAAUACCACACAAUCGGUCACCAACUCUGCCGCUGAGCUGCUGAAACAGGGCGCAGCCUGUAACGUGUGGUACCUGGGUUCGGUGGAGAUGGAGUCGCUGACGGGCGUCCAGGCUGUGCAGAAAGCGACCAGCAUGACUCUGAGCUCCAGCCCUCCACCCACCUCCACCGUGGUCCAUUUCAAAGUUUCUUCUCAGGGAAUCACUCUCACUGACAACCAGAGGAAGCUCUUUUUCAGGCGGCAUUACAACGUCAACACAGUCAUAUUUUGUGCUCUGGACCCUCAAGAUAGAAAGUGGAAAAAAGACGGCUGCCCAUCAGCGAAGAUCUUCGGCUUCGUGGCCAGGAAAACCGGCACCUCCACAGACAACAUCUGCCACCUGUUUGCGGAGCACGACCCCGAGCAGCCCGCCAGCGCCAUCGUCAACUUCGUGUCCAAGGUGAUGAUCGGCUCGCAGAAGAGUAAGUGACGAACGGCCGGAGCGUAAGAGACAGCGGAGCCUGGAGGUCAUGACGAUCUGGACUCAAACUGGAUGUUAUACACACACACACACACACACGGGGCGCUCGAUCAGUGGCAUCUUUAACUAUACACCUCCUCUUAUUCUUUAUUCUAAUGUAUUUCUAUUUACAUCAUGAACUGCAGAUGAAAAAAAAACAUAAGAAAUGUGUAUUUCUAGUUGUUUAAAACUGUAACUUCUCAUACAGGUAGAUUAUAAUGAUUACCAGUAUAUUUUGAGUAUGUAAUACAAAAGCUGCUUUUCUUACUAGUGCAUAGCAUUUUAAGGACAAAUCAAGAAUUUCUGUAUGUUGCUACAUGUGAUUUUUUUUCUCUUUUCUCGUAUUUAACCAAAACAAAUCUUUUUUUAAGCUUUGUAAAGUUCUGCAGCUACCCAGCAUGCACUGCUUCAGAGUGGAGUUAAAACCACGGAAAAGCAGUGCAGCAGAGGUAUAUAAAUAUAUAUAUAAUUUGAACUUUGGGACUGGCUGCACUGCAUGUUAUUAUAUUAUUUUAUCUAUGCAAUGUAAAUGUUGUUAAACUGUACGUGCGACUCGUUUUACCGUGUUUCAAUCAUCUCUGUUGUAAGGUGUUUUCCAGUAUGACCACUUUUGAUAAAAUGUGUGUGUGCGGGUGUGUGUGUGUGCAAAAGAGUGAAAUGAUAGAAAAUAUUUUAAGUAAACCCUAAUAUAUACUGACAUGAGCUGGUUAUAGGACGAGUGGUUGGGUUUCCACUUCAUCAAAGGCAUUUUCUGUUUUUUACUUUAUCUUCUUUUGUGGACUUAAAAAAAAAAAAACAUUUUAAAUAAGGCUGCUAUAUUAGACAUAAAGAAAACUUCCUUGUCGGAAUUGCACGAAUAAAUUUUUUUCACCGAGUCGUAUGUCAAUGACAUCUACACCUGAUCCGGGGAACAAAAUGUUGGUUGUUAGCUUGGAUUGUUGUACAUGAGACGAUGACUAAAGGAAAAUCAGUCAUUUGAACCUUUUUUUUUCUGUGUUUGAAUUAUAUCAAUGGAGGGACCUUCGACCCUCAUCAAGCUGUUUUUAUUCUCACUUUUUUGAUAUGACCUGUACCUCAUGUUUAUCUCUCACAUCCUCAUUCUGUGUUUGUACGACGCGCUACAUGUGAAGCCUUUAUUUGUGUAUGGACUGUUUGAUGUGCUCUGUAAAUAAAACCACAUGAAACCUUG